Kluyveromyces marxianus DMKU3-1042 is the source of this 2007-nucleotide messenger RNA. It is a transcript of the gene GUT1, whose product is annotated as glycerol kinase. Gene Ontology annotation, molecular function: glycerol kinase activity. The record is from RefSeq and is a predicted model, not a curated record. The transcript has a single exon. Gene Ontology annotation, biological process: glycerol-3-phosphate biosynthetic process; triglyceride metabolic process; glycerol metabolic process. Bases 1 to 2007 code for a protein of 668 amino acids. Gene Ontology annotation, cellular component: mitochondrion. NCBI's taxonomy places the organism in Eukaryota, Fungi, Ascomycota, Saccharomycetes, Saccharomycetales, Saccharomycetaceae.
AUGACUGGAAACGCUGAGACAACGGUUCAGUCAGGUGCAGAGGGUGCAGUUGUGCCUCUUGUUGCCGCUAUUGACGUUGGUACGACGUCUUCGCGUGUGAUUCUAUUUAACAGGUUGGGCCAAGAAGUUUCCAAGCAUCAAAUCGAAUAUAGUACCAGCGCAUCACACCAAGCGUAUUCAGCAAGCGGUGAGCGGAGACUUGAGGUAGAAAAUGGUGGAUCUGGGAAGGGGAAAAGUCCCGGAGAUGGGGUAGAGCAGACGAUUUUCAGCGCUGAAGGUAUUGCCAUUGAGGCGACAGAGUAUUUGGAGAUUGAAGAUUUGGAGAAGGACGUGGAGCCCACUUUGAGGUUUCCGAAGCCCGGGUGGGUUGAAUGCAAACCCAUGAAUAUUUUGAUUAAUGUGGUGCAAUGCUUUGCUGCAAACUUGAUCACUAUGGACCGCGUCAAUGGCGAUCGAGUCUCCAAUGGGUUGCCUCCAUACCGGAUCAAAUGUAUCGGGAUAGCGAACAUGAGAGAAACUACGUUGGUGUGGUCUAAGUCUACGGGUAAGCCGUUGGUUGACUACGGUAUUGUUUGGAAUGACACAAGAACAACAGCAAUUGUUCAGAAGAAAAAGGAUCAAACGCCAGAAGAUUACCAAGAAUAUUUAAGAGAAAUGACUGGACUACCGUUAUUCUCCACUUACUUUUCGUGUUCUAAAUUGCGUUGGUUACUAGAUAAUUCUCCAGAGGUUAAGAAGGCUUAUGACGAGAAGGAUCUAGUUUUUGGAACAGUUGAUACUUGGUUGAUUUCUAAUUUAACUCACAAUAACGUUCUAGUUACAGAUGUUACCAACGCUUGCAGAACUGGCUUCAUGAACCUCAAUACUAGAGACUACGAUGAUGAAUUGUUAAAUUAUUGGGAUAUUGACAAAAGUAAAAUUCACUUGCCAAAAAUUGUAUCAAGCGCUGAAUAUUAUGGGAACUUCGUCGUUCCUGAAUGUACAAAAAAAUCACUAACAUCAACUGCUUGGGAUCUUUUAAAAGCUUUCUCGGAAAGAGUCCCACCGGUCCCAAUUCAAGGCUGUUUAGGUGAUCAAAGUGCGUCCUUGGUUGGACAACUUGCUUUUAAGCCAGGUUCUGCAAAAUGUACGUAUGGUACAGGUUGUUUCCUCCUAUACAAUACUGGAACUACAAAGUUAAUUUCAAAACAUGGUGCUUUAACAACUUUUGCAUAUUGGUUUCCACAAUUGCAUAGUGAAGAAAAUGAUUAUGGUAAGCCUCAUUUCGCUUUAGAAGGUUCUGUCGCAGUGGCCGGUGCUGUGGUUCAAUGGUUAAGAGAUAACCUCAGAUUGAUUCCUAGAGCCGAAGAUGUUGGUCCAUUGGCUUCUGCAGUACCUGAUUCUGGAGGCGUAGUCUUUGUGCCGGCUUUCAGUGGACUAUUCGCUCCGUAUUGGGACCCUGAUGCUCGUGCUAGCAUCAUGGGGAUGUCGCAAUAUACAACAGCUUCUCACAUUGCUCGUGCUGCUGUAGAAGGAGUUUGUUACCAAGCAAGAUCGAUUUUGAAAGCAAUGAGUUCAGAUGCUUUCGGCUCAGACGAUAAAGAUUUCCUAGAGGAAAUUGUUGAUGAAACAUACGAAAAGACUGCCCUCUCUUCUCUCGCUGUUGAUGGUGGUAUGUCCAGGUCCGAUGAGGUUAUGCAAAUCCAAGCAAAUAUAUUAGGACCAUGUGUUAAGGUGAGGAGAUCUCCUACUUCUGAAUGCACAGCUUUAGGUGCCGCAAUAGCCGCUGCCAUGGCUUUCAAGACAGAGGAGGAGCGUAUUAUCUGGAAAAAUCUAAAGGAUGUCAAGAAAUGGGUCUUUUAUGGCGGAUUAGAGAAGGGCGAUGUAGCGCCCACAAAUAGUUCAAGUCAGAGUCAGUUGAAAGUGUUUACCAGUAAAUCUUCCGACAUUGAAAGAAGGAAAGGUUGGAAGAUGUGGGAAACAGCGAUUGAAAAAUCCAAAGGAUGGAUGCGUGAAGUCCAAAUCUAG